This is a messenger RNA of Rotaria socialis, 3267 nucleotides long. The record is from the annotation of a GenBank genome assembly. NCBI's taxonomy places the organism in Eukaryota, Metazoa, Rotifera, Eurotatoria, Philodinida, Philodinidae.
AUGGAUAAGGACUGUAAUCAUCGAGUGUUGAAGACGAUUAAUGAAAAUAAAUCAUCAGAUCAACCAGUACAGGAAAAGAAACGACGUAGAAAAUGUCAUGGUAAUCGAAAAGUACAACGAUUUCGUAAGAAAUGUCGUGCUCGAGGAAUGAAACCACAUAACAUUGAGAGGAAAAUCAAGAAGAGAUUUGGUGAUUCUCGUACAAAUCAACCAACAUCCAUCAUCAAUAACAAUGAUUCAAUCGACCAUCGUCCUAAAACAAUCAUAACAUUGAAGCAGAAUAUUAAAAAAACUUCUAUCAAACGAAAACGAGAACCCGUUCGAUCACUGAGCCAAUUUUCAAUUUCACAACCAGAACCAAAGAAAGUAAAAAAGAAACAAAAUAUAAUCCAGACAUCAGUGCCAAACCCCGAUAAAGUGUAUCGAGUAGCAUUCUAUUUAAAACGAUCACCAAGGUUAUUUAUUCAAGCACUAGGUCGGCAGCUCAAUCAUCCACUUAAGACCAAAGCGGAACAUAAAUUUAUUUACUCACGAUUAAAACUAUUAGAUUUACAAUUUUGUUUAAAUAUACAUCAAUCUCUUUGGCAAUCUUAUUUUGAUAUUGGCUAUGAACAACAUCAAUGGCCAGAUCAUUUGUAUAAGAUAACGAAAACCAAUGAACCUCAAUCAUGCCAAAAAUUCAUACAAGACUAUUUGACUCAUAUACAACAGCAAUUAGAACAAUGUGGUACACAGUUGAAUUUACAAGCAUCAACGUGUCCUGAAAAAUUGACGAUGACUCUCCUUGAUCAUCAUUUAAAAGAAUAUAUCUGUUCACAACAAAAACGAUUCACUCAUAAAAUUCACCAUCAAUUAAAACGAUUCAAAGAUGAGUUACAUGAAAAACGACUUCAUCGCAUUUUAUUCAACAAUAAUCUGACAAGUCAUCAGAAGGAAUCAAUCAAUCGUCUUAUUCAUCUACGAGAAACAGAAUUACAAAUACGAAAAGAAUUGUUGCUGUUGGAACAACGAAUUCUAUCAAAACUACUACCUGUUAGUUUUGAUCAAUUAGAUACUCUGAUUGCACCUGAUUUCUAUACACCUGCUCUUGAAGAUCAAUAUUCACUCAAUUACAAACUAAAACGUUCAAAAAUCUUACAAGAAACUAAACGAACUUGGCUCGAUAUACUGAUGGAAUCUUAUGAUGUCAAGAUGAAAGAAUGUAAUCGACAAUAUCAAGAAGAGUUAACACAAUUAGAGUUAACACAAUUAGAGUUAGACAUUUCCAAUCAUCAACAUCAUCAUCAUGAUGCACGUGUUCUAUUUCGUACUGUUCAAGCUUAUAUAAAACAUCGAACUAUUCAAAUCAAGAAAGAUACAUUUCAACAGAUGAACAGUUUUCAUGGAAAACUUAGUCGUCAUCGUCAACGUUCUAAAAAAGCAAAGCAAACAAUUGGCGUAUCUCCAGAAGUUAUACUCAAUGUGAAUGACCAUACAUUGGCUGUGAUUGGACAUGAAUAUCUUUCUCGAAAUGGAAAUUAUAUUCGACCAAAUCGCACUGCUCUUCGUUCAUAUAAGGAACGAGUAAAAAUAGUUCAAGAGCAACAUAAAAUCAUGGUGAAUCGAACGUCAUCAGGGCUUCCAGAAAAAAGUUGCAUAAAUGCUGGAUCAAAUAUUUUCAAACAAUUUUCUGAACGUCUUCUUGCUUGUCUCAUGUUUGAGUUGAUUCGUCGUAAACUCAAGAAAAAUCAAUUACUUCUUCGAGAAACAGAUAAAGGUGGCAAUUUAUAUGUAGCUCAUUUAAAUGAAUUUGAAGAAAAAGCAGCUGAUUAUCGACUGAAAACAGGUGCUUAUGAAGAAUUAUCAUCAAGUCCCAUUGAAGAGAUUUUAAGUAAAGUCACUCGCUUACUCAAUGAUCUUCAUGCCAAGCCCAAUCAAAUUUCAUCUCAGCAAUAUAAAAAAAUGAUACCAAGUCGGUUAACUGUCGAGUUAGCCUAUAUGUAUUACAAUCCGAAAACACAUAAGAAUCCAAUAACACUUCGACCUAUUAUGAAUACGAUUCAUGCUGCCACUACUGGAAUAUCUCGAUUUUUGGAUCAAUCCAUGCGACCUUUGUUUGAUAUACAUGCUCAACCGAGACCCAUUAUUGAUGGUGGUCAUCUUCUUCGUCAAUUAGAACAAUAUGUUCAAUUUCUUCUUGAAUAUCAUUAUGAGAAAGUUCAAGGCAUUUCAAUUAAAGUUAUUCUUCAAUUAGCUGAUCUUGUUCUCAAAGAGACUGCAUUUGUCGAUGGAAAUAAAUUUUAUCGACAAAUUAUUGGUGGUGCAAUGGGAUCACCAUUUACUUUAACAUUAGCCAACAUUUUCAUGUGGAAAUGGGAAAAAAAUGCCAUUUGUGGUGCAAUAGGUCCCUAUGAGAUCUAUGGCCGAUAUAUUGAUGAUAUCUUCUUUACUUUUAAUGAACCAAAGACAAAAAUUGAGGCAGUCAUCAAAAAAGCUAAUGACUUUCAUCCAAACAUUAAAUUAGAAGCUAAUAUUGGUAGUUGUGUUUCAUUUCUUGAUCUACUCAUCAACAAUAAGAAUGGUAUUCUAUCCACAUCUGUCCAUCAUAAAACAGCAGCCGAACCUUGUGUUGUACCAUUUAUUUCUGAUCAUCCUCGUCAUGUCUUUUCUAAUAUUAUUCAAGCUGCUCUUCUUCGCGCUGUACGUUAUUCAUCUACAUUUGACAUUUUUGAAAAGGAACGUCGUGCUAUUCGAUUGAUGCUACUCUAUAAUGGGUAUCCAUCAAGGUAUAUUGAUACACAUUUCAGAAAAUUCUUCGGUCGCUCAAUAUCAAAAUCAUCUAUGCUACCAUUCAUCACCAACGAGAAUGAAUUUUUAGUUAUGAGGAAUACCUUACUACCUAAACUGAAUGUCAAAGAACGAGAAACACAACAUAGAAUUGCAGCUGUUCCAUUCAACGAAGAGACUGAUAAUCACAAUACUGAAGAAAAAACCGCAAGGAUUCCCACAAUCUUAAAACAAAAAAAGCCGAAUAAAUUUAAACAGGCUUUCUUUCUUCAUUAUACACAUGAACAAAGACUACAUACUCUGAAACGCGACAUACAUAAGCUUUAUUCAGAAAUAUUUCACGAUACAAUAGCAACAGACCUUCGACUCAUUCUUGGACAUCGAAAUCAUCGCAACACUCGACAUGAGUUAGUACAAAAAAGACCACAUCAAACAAUGUUGAAACCCACCCCGCUCCUAAAUACCAUAAAAAAGAAACCUGAAAGACGCAUCGUAAAUUGA